CAUUCUCAUUCCGCCUCAGGAGGUAGCCCGAUUCUACAUCCAGUGUCCUCCCGGUUGAGGCCUUGGACAGCCACCACCCCCUCCUUUCCACCCACACCCGGGUGCCGUCCCUCCUUUACAUACAAUUCGUCCGCCUCACUUUCCAUGUCUUUGGGAACUUGUUGGGGAACCUGUAGCCUUCCUUCAAAAGACCGUUCCAUCCCACGUCGACACCAGCCCCGGUUCUAACGUGCUUCUCUCCUUGAAAGAAAGAAGCCGACAGUUGAGAUAGUUGCUCUUUGCUAGCCCACACACACCUAAUCCCAAGUUAACUGUCAACCACACCUCACUCUCUUCCUAUUGUAAUAUAGUUCGCCAUGGAUAAUGGAGACUUCAUUGACCUCUCCAAGGGGGCCGGCCCUCCUCGACAGGGAGGUGCCCCGGCCGGCAGGGGAGUUCCACCACCACCUCCACGGCAACAACAGGGUGGUUACCCAGGCCAAGGGCGACCGAAUGUUGUCAACGUCAAUCCCGGACCACAAAACACGCAGCCUCGGCCGAUGCAAUCGCAGCAAAUUGCACCGCCCCCGCCUCCUCGCGAGAUCGUCCCCGUACGGCUCCAGCAGGGCCCGCGCGUGCAGGUCUCGGACAUUCGGAAGGAGCGUCUGACGGACAGCGAGGCUCGCGAAGAGCUCUCGACAUACACCGUCUUCCGGUUUGAGAGGGCCGACCCCCCCGACGGCUACGACGCCGAAGGGGAGAAGGUGAAGCCCACCUGGGAGAAUGUCAUCCGCUCCGAGGUGCAUGACAUCGCCAAGAAGGACGUUCUUCAUCAGAUACGCUUCUUGAAUGAGACCACCCUCCCGAUCGGCGAAAAGAAGGCAUCGCUCAACCCUGCCCAGCAGCGCCAGUUGGAGAAGGCGCAGGAGGAGCUCAGCAACCGAGAACACGACGCAAGGUUUCAGACGGUCCUGGUCCAGAUGGACCAUCAGCUCAAGGUCAAAGUCCUGAAUAGGAGCACCGAGAGGGAGAGGGUCGGGGGUAGGCAUGGGGAUAAGGGGGAGAGAAGACGACCAAAGGAAUACAGAGACCGAAAAGGCAAAGAGUACUGGGGGAAUACCAGCACCUAUUCGAAACGAAAGGCCUCGGGCUCCAAGGACGGGAAGAAGAAGGGCAAGGAGAGGGUCUCCAUAACCGCCUACUACAAGCGAUCUCCCAGACCCGAGGUUGACGCAAUCGCCAUUGUCAUGCAACGAGAGGCUGAGAUGGCGAGGCGACUGCAGCCACCUCACCCUCAGCAGAUCCUCCCCCCUCAGCAAGUCUUCCACCCUCAGCAGUACCCGCAGCAAUACCCCCAGCAGCACCCCCAGCAGCACCCUCAGCACCCGCCCCACAACCAGCAACCUAUGCCCAGGGGGCCACCACCACCCCCUCCUGGGCCUAGGGGGCCGCCCCCUUUUGGGCCCAAGGGAAUGCCUCCAAAGCCAGGAGGAGGAGGGCCUGCACCAGUCCAAAUAGUCAAGGACAAGAAGUUCGACAAGAAGCACCCCGCACCGCACUCGCCGUCUAGCUCCCGGACUUCAGGCUUCUCCGACACAGACGACUCGUCAGAUGAGGACGACAUAUCUAUUCAGACUCCUGCCUCGAGCAACACCUCCAGUGGGCCGUCCUACAACCCCAAGGGUAGCCGCGGCCCAAAGAAAGGCAGCCGAUACAUCGAGGAGCCGAGCCACUACGGAGUCCGGGCACGCCUUGAGCCCCACAAGACCCGCGGGCAAGGCGAGCACCGGAUAUCGGAUGAACUCCUCCCGGGCGUCCCACCGUCCCCCCUGAUCCCGAGAUACGCGCCCCUGCCGUCCCUGCCGUCCCUGCCGCCUGUCGAUCUCGAGCAGCUCAAGGCUGACUUCUACGAGGCCGGGCGGGCCGACGCGACGGCCGAAGCACACGAGCGGGUCGUGGAACAGCUGGCCCGGCCCCGCAUCAUCCAGCGGCAGCGGCAGCUCAGCGACCGGCCCCUGCACGCCUCGGACGUCGUCGUGCUCGAGGAGGACCCUUUGCUGCCGGCCCCGAGACCGCGCCAACGCCUGCUCCAGCGGCGUCCGAGCGUCCGGCUGGUCCGUCCGGGGAAUAUCGACCUCUUGGAACAAGAGGCGAUCGGACGCCUGGAGAAUAUUCGAUUCGACGACGAGAGGCGGUACGAGGACCCUCGCUAUCCGGCUGAUUUCGAUGACGAGUACGGCGGCCGGGUCGAGAGGCGGCGUGUUCGUGAUGUCGGGGCUCGCUUGAGAGAGGACCGUAUCAGGGAAGAACUUGCGAGAGAGAGGGAGGACGAGCUGAGAGAGGCUGAGCUGAGGGACGAGGAAAUCCGGGAGGAUAUCCUCGCAAGGGAGAGGGAGAGGGAGAGGGAGAUGGAGAUGGAUCGCGAGUACGGGAUACCGGAUUACCCGAGGAGACGUCAGCCGGCCCCGGAAGCAAGCUUCCGAGACGGCAUCGAUCCAGCCAAUCCUUUCGCUCCUCGUCGCGCCCUCCCGAGAAGGGUUACCGUCGCGUAUUCUCCUCGUCGUUAUGAUUGAGUUUCUCCGUGUUGGGAGAGCUGCCGACCGUCACGAGUAAUAUUGGCUCCAUCUGUAUACUGGAUGUUCUUGUAUCUCCUGUCGUGUUGUAAAUCAUCAACUGUCAUUACGACACGUAUUCUUUGUCACAGCCUGAUCGCAGGCGGGUUACCAGAGCGAGAGGAUA
This is a messenger RNA of Phialemonium atrogriseum, 2718 nucleotides long. RefSeq lists its product as uncharacterized. The transcript has a single exon. Bases 357 to 2552 code for a protein of 731 amino acids. Lineage: Eukaryota; Fungi; Ascomycota; Sordariomycetes; Cephalothecales; Cephalothecaceae. The record is from RefSeq and is a predicted model, not a curated record.